CGCCGCCUGCAGCGUGACCGCCGAGACUGACGUGGAAGACACGUCAAAUUGAUCCGAGCGAGCGGCCGGCCGGCGCUGCGCGGCUCUGCCCUCCCGCGGGUGAACAGCACCUGGGGCCGGGCCGGGCCGGGCCGGGCCGGGGCUGCCCGCCGAGGAGCGCGGGCCGGCCUUCCGCGCUCUCUAUGCCCCGGCCGGGGCAGGCUCCGCACCCCAGCCCGCGCGCAGCCCCGGCCGCGCGGCCAUGGAGCAAACGUACGGCGAGGUGAACCAGCUGGGCGGCGUGUUCGUGAACGGCAGGCCCCUGCCCAACGCCAUCCGGCUGCGCAUCGUGGAGCUGGCGCAGCUCGGCAUCCGACCCUGCGACAUCAGCCGGCAGCUGCGCGUCUCGCACGGCUGCGUGAGCAAGAUCCUGGCGCGCUACAACGAGACGGGCUCCAUCCUGCCCGGCGCCAUCGGGGGCAGCAAGCCGCGGGUCACCACGCCCAACGUGGUCAAGCACAUCCGAGACUACAAGCAGGGCGACCCGGGCAUCUUCGCCUGGGAGAUCCGCGACCGACUGCUGGCCGACGGCGUGUGCGACAAGUACAACGUGCCCUCGGUCAGCUCCAUCAGCAGGAUUUUACGCAACAAGAUCGGGAACCUCUCCCAGCCCGGCCCCUACGAGGGCAGCAAGCAGCCUCCGCCGCAGCCCGCGCUGCCCUACAACCACAUCUACCAGUACCCCUACCCCAGCCCCAUGUCCUCCUCGGGCGCCAAGAUGGGCAGCCACCCGGGCGUGCCGGUCACCGCGGCCCAUGUCAGCAUCCCCCGGUCCUGGCCCUCGGCUCACUCCGUCACCAACAUCCUGGGGAUCCGCACCUUCAUGGAGCAGACAGGGGCUCUGGCUGGGACAGAGGGAUCUGCCUACCCACCCAAAAUGGAAGACUGGCCCGGUGUGAACAGAACUGCCUUCCCUUCUGCACAGGGCGUCAAUGGGCUGGAAAAAGCUGCCAUGGAUGCGGACAUCAAGUACCCGCAGCCGACCCCCGGGCUCUCCACCAUGGGCAGCUUUCUCCCGGCCUGCGCCUACCCUUCUUCCAACCAGCACGGAGUCUACGGCGGACCUGGAGGAGGUUACAUCACUCCAGGCCACCACUGGCAGGCACAGAGCAACCCCUUGGCCCAUCACGGGCCUGGAGUGACGGUGCACAGCGGGGAUCUGGCCACCGCCAUGGCUUUCAAGCACCCCGGCAGAGAAGCUGCAGACAGGAAACCUACUAGUCCUGUUGGCAAAGCUCAAGACACACUCAGUAAUAUACAUGGACUUUCUAUCCCAACCUCAUCUUCCUAGAGCUCCUGGGACUUCAGCCAAGAGUGAGAAAGAGAGAUGUGGAGCACACACCUGCAACUCCAAAAAUGUAACCGAACCCAGGAGCAUGACUGUAUUGGAAAAGGUGCCUUUGGAGAGGAAAAGGCGGUGUUUGAAACAAACCCAGGCAGUGAGAAGAGAGGACAUUCUUUCAUGGCAAAUUAAUGCACAUGUGAAUGUGAUCUGGACUUUCAUUCACAUCAUGCCUUGAGUGAGACAUUUCCUCGAUCCAGUUGGAAAGGAUUUUCCCUUUUUUUCUUUCUCUUUCUCUUUCCUUCUUUCCUGUCACUUCAGACAACCUCUGGAUGUAUCCCAACCACAGAUUUUUCACUACAUUUCCCAUCAUCAUUCAUGGCUUGCAGUGUCUCCAACUUCACUCUUACACUUCCAAGUGCCUUUCCUCUAGAGAGGGAUCAUUGGGUGUCUACAAAGCCUUGACCCAGACGACUGUGCUCUGAAGCAUUUUCCCCCUUCUCUCCCUGAAAGUUUUUAAUGUCUCCACUCAGAGUGUAAAUGGACAAAUAUGCAACAUUUUAUGAUAUAUUUUUAUAAUAACAAGCCAUAAUAAAAAGUGACUACAAUCCGUACAUGGCAUUUGGGUUCCUUCCUGGAGCCUGCUGGCCUCAGCCUUGAACUGAGGACUGGUUAAGCACUGUCAGCUUCUUGCUGUGCAGUUCUCUUCCAAAUCCGUUUGAGCCUCAAAUAUCUCAUCCUUUCAUGUGUGGCUCUGGAGGGAGUUUGCUGUGAGGAACUGCUUGCUUUGGAUGAUCUCUUUAAAAGAGGUGGCUUUUCCUCACUAAGAUUGCUUUUAAAAGCACUGGGUUGGAAUUGAGAAGAUCCAGGUUCCAUAAUCAGCUGUGCCCCUUAUGUCUAGUGUGCCUGGGCUGGUCACUCAGGCUGUGUCUGUACUGUGCUAGUGGACUUAUCAGUCAUACCACUGAGGAAAUAACCCCCUCCCACCCACUUCAGCUUGGCUCAUGCCAGCUUUUAAAAUUAGGUGUUUCAGACACUCUAGAAGUGCUCCUGGCACUGAAUUCAGGACGUGGGUUUCCACUGGAAUGGGAGCAAGAGUGGGCUUAUUUCCUCAGUGGUGUGAUUGAGCGCUCAACCAUCACAAGUCAGACCUACCCCCAGUUUCUCUGUGCCUUGAUUUCCCAUAUGUAAACCACUAGUUCCUUUGUCCUCUCUACUGAAGGAGGACAAGGGCAAAAUGGUAAAGGCAUCUUGCUGUUUCUCAAGAGGUGUGAGUUUGGACUCUUCUCUGUACCCAUAAUAAAGGCUGCCC
This is a messenger RNA of Alligator mississippiensis (American alligator), 2633 nucleotides long. It is a transcript of the gene PAX1, whose product is annotated as paired box 1. Lineage: Eukaryota; Metazoa; Chordata; Crocodylia; Alligatoridae. The record is from RefSeq and is a predicted model, not a curated record. The transcript is spliced from 5 exons. The coding region runs from base 242 to 1330 and encodes 362 amino acids. Gene Ontology annotation, biological process: regulation of transcription by RNA polymerase II; anatomical structure development. Gene Ontology annotation, molecular function: DNA-binding transcription factor activity, RNA polymerase II-specific; RNA polymerase II cis-regulatory region sequence-specific DNA binding.